UGCCAUGCGCUCUGCUCGCCGCCUCAAGUGAACAGGGGUUGCAAGACUUUCUGUUAAGUUCUGUUCAAGUGUCGGGUUGCGUUUUUCAGUGCGCAGAAGUUCGGUGGACUGUACACAUACUUUAAAGACAUGGCAUAGGCCAUUAUCGCAAUGGAAAAAUCUUCCUCCAUAGUCUGGGCAUUCUCACUUAGCUAACUUUCGUCUGGGUCGUGCGAUUGACCCUCAAGAAUGCGUGAGCCAUAAAUGAAAUAAAGCUCCCAUUCUGAAGUGGAUCAAUUUGACAACGCGCGAAGUGCAUUUCAUCCCUGCGGACAAAACUGCUACUGGACAAAGGCGACUUAAGGUAUGAGAGGACAGGGACCGUGGAAAGUGUUGAUGGGAGAACUUUGUCUGGACUACGAAGAUACGGCUUGCCAUCAAGGGUGUUUCCCCCAAAUUAGGCUCUCCUACAAUCUCAGAUAACGCUCACACUUGCGUGCUGCUCGCGGCGAUUAGACUGCCAUGGAACCUUCUGACACGGGUCAUCCCUACGAAUAAUACAAGUGCACUGGGGGUAUUGAAGGUGUUGUCUUUGAUGGUGAUGUUAGUGAAAACAUUUACCCCGUUGGCUAUUUUAUGUUCAUUUUCAAUUAAAUCUGAGUAAUAACAUCAGAUGGGAUAUUAUUUUGUCACAACAUGGCACAGCCUGUCUGGAUGAAACCAAUAUUUCUUUCGUGGAAAUAGCUGUAAAGUUUUCACUCUGAUAGUAGCCUAAUGCCAUAAGAAUAGUUAGGUACACGAGAAGGUAAACCAGUUCGCCUUGAAAAACAAUCCACGAGCGGCAUCACCCGACAGCGUGUCGUUGGAAGUUGAUCUCGUAUGGCAUUUUGUUUUGAGCUCUUGCUGAGUUGAAGUUCCCACAUAAGGUCACAUUCAUGCGUGCAAAUCUUGCUAGCCAGUGAGACAUUGAUGCAGGGACAAAGAUAAACCUAUUGUAAUGUCUGCCAAGAACUCCUCUCCGCUGUCUCCAUGUUCUGAGGGAGAAUUUGGGAGGGGCCAGGAAUCAGAGAAAUGGGACAAUGAGGAGAGAGACAGGAGGACUGACCUGGACUCUGACAUGUCCCCCACACCACCACAGCGCAGCCAGUCACCUGUGGAGGAGCAGCAGCCAAUCAGCAGUCAGCAACAAGACUCUGACCUGGAUGGCUUUGGCUCAGCACAGCAGGACUCAGACAGCAAUAAGAUGAGCACUUUGUAUUCUCAUCUGAACAACUCCAACGUCUCGUCUCCACACAAGCCAGAGGAGCGCCCUGACCCCCUGAAUGCUUCUGCUUUCGGGACGCUGGAGCGCCGCAAGGGCAGCCUGGCUGAUGUGGUGGACACACUCAAACAGAAGAAGAUGGAGGAGAUGACAAAAACUGAACAAGAUGAAUCGACUUGCAUGGACAGAUUUCUUUCAAAGGACUGGAAGGAGAGAAUGGAAAGGCUGAAUGCAAGUGAGCUUCUUGGAGAGAUCAAAGGUACUCCAGAGAGUCUGGAGGAGAAGGAGCAGCAGCUCUCUACCAUGAUCACUCAGCUCAUCAGUCUGCGGGAGCAGCUCCUGGCCGCCCAUGAUGAGCAAAAGAAGAUGGCUGCCUCACAAAUGGAGAAGCAGCGGCAACAGAUGGAGCUGGCUCGCCAACAGCAGGAGCAGAUUACAAGACAACAGCAACAGCUCCUGCAGCAGCAGCACAAGAUCAAUGUCCUCCAACAGCAGAUUCAGGUCCAGGGUCACAUGACUCCUCUGAUGAUCCCCCUCUUCCCCCACGACCAGCGUUCCCUGGCUGCGGCCGCAGCUGCCCAGCAGAGCUUCCUCUUCCCCCCAGGGCUGUCCUACAAGCCAGGUGAUAACUACCCCAUGCAGUUCAUUCCAUCCACCAUGGCAGCUGCUGCUGCGUCAGGCCUGAGCCCAUUACAGCUGCAGCAGUUGUAUGCCGCCCAGUUGGCCAGCAUGCAGAUCUCUCCUGGCGCCAAGAUGUCCACUCUCCCUCAGCCCACAGUGGCCAACACCUCAGGGUCUCUCUCCCCCACAGGCCUCAAGAGUGAGAAGAGGACCUCCAGCCCUCAAACACACAUGAAGGACGAGGGCACUCAGCCUCUGAACCUCUCCGCUCGACCGAAGAGCAUGGAGGCCAUGCGCUCCCCCACGUCCCCCUCCCACAGCCUCUACCCCGGCAAUAAAACAAGUCCAAACAGCCUGGGCAAGGGUGGCCUCCCCAGCCCAAUCCCCAACAUGAGCCGUGCAUCCUCACUCGACAUCCUGUCCAGUCUGAACUCGACAGCGCUGUUCGGGGACCAGGACGCAGUGAUGAAGGCGAUCCAGGAGGCGAGGAAGAUGAGGGAGAGGAUGCAGAGGGAGCAGCUCCAGCAGCAGCACAGCCUGGACGCCAAACUCUCCAGCCUCAGCGGCAUGAACCUCCAUAAUGGCAGCCAGGCACGUACACACUUUGAGAGUCUAGGGCAGCAUCUUGGAAAACUUGGGGAGGAUAUGAAGCUGGGUCACAGGGUCAUUGACCUUACCAGACCUGAGGAUAUGGAAGCAGGGGGCGGUGGCACUGUCGAGGCGCGGGUGUUCCGGGAGGCUCGUGGGAGGCACACCAAUGAGCCCCACAUCAAGCGGCCCAUGAACGCUUUCAUGGUCUGGGCCAAGGACGAGAGGCGCAAGAUCCUGCAGGCCUUCCCUGACAUGCACAACUCCAACAUCAGCAAGAUCCUGGGUUCCCGCUGGAAAUCGAUGUCCAAUCAGGAGAAGCAGCCAUACUAUGAGGAGCAGGCUCGACUCAGCAAGAUCCACCUGGAAAAAUACCCCAAUUACAAGUACAAACCCAGGCCCAAGCGGACCUGCAUCAUCGACGGGAAGAAACUGCGCAUUAGUGAAUACAAGCAGAUGAUGCGCUCAAGACGGCAGGAGAUGAGGCAGUUUUUCAACAUGGGGCCACAAACUCAUGAGAUACCUGUUAACUCGAGCACAGGUACGAUAUAUCCAGGUAAUAUCGCCAUACCGACCACCCCACCUGCGCCUCACAUAGCAUCAGACUGCUCCAGUGCCUCUGGCAGCCCCGAGCCGGCCAUUCCUGUGAUCCAGAGUACCUUUGGCGUGAAGAUGGAGCCCAGCGUCUUGCCAACCAGCGAACCCACCAACGGCGAGGACGAGAUGGACAUAUACGAGGAUUUUGAAAAUGAGCCAAAAUCAGACUACAGCAGUGACAAUGAAACACGGGAGCCGGUUAGCGCUAACUGAGCAUGCUCAGACCACUCCCUGUAAAGUCUCAUAUGGACUGAGCUUGCUUGGACAGCGUCCCACCAACAGGCCGGACUGUUCUUGACAGGGCAUCGUAAUGGAGUGGGGUGGGGUGGAGCUGGCAUGGCGCGCGCUGGACUCAGGAUUUUUCCACUGACUGGAGCAGGCUCGCGAGCAGCCCCCCCAUGCCACUCGAGACAGUGGCACACACCAGCCAACCAAGUCACUGUCUAGCCAUCACGUCGUCUGGCCUAGCCAUGGUGUUCAGCAGUAUCUCAUACAACUGUGGGCUAACAAAUGCAGAUGUCAAAUGCAGAUAUAAAGAUGACCAAAACAUUGAGCUGGAGAGAGAGAGAGUCUCUAAGGAGAGUAGGGGGUGAAGGGGGAGUAUUUCUAGAUAAGAUGAGCAGAUGUCAUGGAAACUCACUGAUGUUUUGCAUGUACAGUAUGUGCUAAAGUAAAGUGUGAAGAUGGGUAUUAACGAUCAAUUUGUUACCAUUCAAAACAUUAGAAGUCACUACAAUACAUUAUUAUAUCCAAACUAAGAAUACCUCCAUUUCCAAACCGAAAAUCAAAGUAUAUAUUGCUCGUUAAAUUAUUUAUGGACACCAACUGAUGGAUGGAUCUGUUUUGGUAGAGGUAUUUAUUUGGCCGUUUAGCGGCAUGUUGUGUUCUGAGGGAAAUUAAUUCUAAGCACUGGAGCUGGUGGAGAUACUCCCACUGCAUGUGUGUGUGUGUUGGUGUGUUUGUGUGUGUGGUGACAUGUCCACCCAUCCAGCUCUGCUCUGCUCAUGUGCUCUGGCUCUGACCGUCACCAUACCAACUGAUGAAGCUCGCAGUCUCAGCCUGUUCUGCUGUUCUGUUUUUGAUUGAUUGAGCCAGAAUCAGAGACAGGAGAUGAUUCAGCUAAAUAUGUAUUGUUUUUUAGGAUUGCAUGCAUCUGAGGCUAUUAGUCUUAAUCUGUUUGUUGGUCUUAAGACAUUUCUUAAUGCGUGAAGUUAGGUUGUUUUUACUUUUAUUUAAUCCUUUUUAUGUAUAUAUUUCUUUUCUUCUUGCUUCAUGGACACUUUUCAUAGUCAAGUCAUAGCCUAUUAAAACCUUGUACUGUCAGGACUUGAAACUUAAAACGAUAGUAUUUAAAAUAAAAGUAUUGCUUUAUUCAGUCUAAAAUGUUACUCGUACUCCCCAUUGAAGUCUAAUAUAAAUGUUUGAAAUGGGGUUCCUUCGCUCACUCAGGAAUGUUGUGCCAGCGUGUGAAUGUGUUUUAAAUGAACUAUUUAAAAAGCCGGGGGAGGGUGGGGAAAUGAGAUACUAUAUAUUGUUGACUUUCAAUCCCAUUGUUUUCAGUUGUUUUGUGUUUUUAUUUGUUGGAAAUCUAAAGGUGCCAAAAAGUAAAGUAGUCGAAAUCAUACAUUAUUAGUAAAGGUACUUAACAGCACAAUCGCUUAAUGAAAUUCCAGCCUAAUUACUCAGGAUGUUGCCAGUUUUCUCGAUGAUCACCAAGUGGUAAGGGGGCAAAGGCCCACAAUCAUGUGAUCUGUGGUGUCUUCAUGGUGAACUAAAGAACACACUCAAGUAUUUGGAGCCUUGGGUUAGAGGUGAUGACAUAGAGAAACAGGUCUGAAGACAGGGAGCCAGAAGGUUUACAAUAUCUUGAGCUGACACCACCAAUGUUUUAAAAUGUCUUAAAUUUCAUUGCCAUUUAAGAGGAAUUUGCAUAUGUAAUGUAUAAAUUAUAAUGCAAGAUGUGUAGAUGUGCAUGUGUAAAAAGAACCCCUAAAUAUUGCAGGACUGAUUCCACAAUCAUAUUUAAACCAUACGGUUUACAACAGUGGCAAAUAUACAAGUGUUACCUCUACUUGCAUAGUGAGUACAUUUUUCUCCAAAGGAGUCAUUGGUGAUUAGGCAGAAUUGUUCAUCCAUACCUAUUUUCUAAGUGUCACAGACUAGAUUUGAAUCAGACUCGUCUGCUGCCAAAUGUCAAAUUGGUGUAAUGGCAUCUGGCAGUGAUAUGGGAGUAUUCAUUUCUGCUCAUAGUUUUCAUAGUCUUAAUUUUUUCUACUUUUUUUGGAGGGGCGGGGGUAUUUUAAAUUAAUGUUUGCCGUUUCUUUUUUAUUUCAAGUUUACUAAUUGUAAGUUAUUUAAAAAUUCUUUACAUUUUUCAUAGGGCAAUGUUUGUAGGCUGGUUUGGAAUUUGUACAUUUUUCACGUCUGUGCCAAAUAAUGUUAUGCUGGUUCAAAGACAAGACAAGAUGAUGUAUUGUCAUUGAAAUAUUGAAAAACAGAUAAAAACAAAAAAUAUAUUGAACCUUUGUAGCGAUUCUGUUAAAUAUUAUAAGUGUUAUAAGCACUGGAUAUAAAGUGUAUUUUUAACAAAUUCUGACUAAUGUGAAAAUGUUCUACAAUACACAUGGGUUGUGACUAAAAUGCACACAAUUCUGAAUCUCUGACAUUUUGACAUCUGUCUCAUUUUAUGUCAUUGACGCUUCAUUUCAAAAGAGAAUGAAUGAAUAUUGAUGCUCCAGUGCUGCCUGUGGGGUCGUGACUAGUCAGCCUCCCUCAACUGUAACACACACACAAACUCACACACACACACACAAACUCUCUCUCUCUCUCUCUCACACACACACACACACACACACACACACACACACACACACACACACACACACACACACACACACACACACACAUACAUAUCCUGGACAUACAUACAGAACACUUUUGUGUUAAAUAUUGUAUUUGAAGCUAUUUAGUGUAUAAUAACAUUUUGUUGUAUUUAUUAGCCUCUACUGGCUCUAAAACAAUGCGAUCAAAUGACAAUCAGAAAAAUAAAGACUCUGCAAUUUGGA
This is a messenger RNA of Alosa alosa (allis shad), 6111 nucleotides long. Its product is annotated as transcription factor SOX-6-like. Gene Ontology annotation, cellular component: nucleus. Gene Ontology annotation, biological process: positive regulation of chondrocyte differentiation; central nervous system development; cell fate commitment. Lineage: Eukaryota; Metazoa; Chordata; Actinopteri; Clupeiformes; Clupeidae. The record is from RefSeq and is a predicted model, not a curated record. Gene Ontology annotation, molecular function: RNA polymerase II cis-regulatory region sequence-specific DNA binding; DNA-binding transcription factor activity, RNA polymerase II-specific. The transcript is spliced from 17 exons. The coding region runs from base 977 to 3259 and encodes 760 amino acids.